Messenger RNA from Aegilops tauschii subsp. strangulata, 1968 nucleotides. RefSeq names its product protein FAR1-RELATED SEQUENCE 5-like. The record is from RefSeq and is a predicted model, not a curated record. Lineage: Eukaryota; Viridiplantae; Streptophyta; Magnoliopsida; Poales; Poaceae. Gene Ontology annotation, biological process: regulation of DNA-templated transcription.
AUGGUAGAAGCAGCACAGUCCCUUGGUUGCACGAGUGCCGGAGAAACAGGGAGCAGCAUUGCACAAUGCAACAUUGGAGAGGCAGACUCAUUUAUGGAUUUGACCGUGCCAUGCAGAAACGACACUGCUGUGUGUGACAAACAACAGAGCAGCAGUAGCUCCGCUAUAAGUGGACCUGUGGCUGGCGAUGAGACUGAUGUCGUCAGAAGUGAAUGCGAUCAGACAAACGAAGACACAGUAGAUAGAAUCAUCAUGGCGCCGCCGACCAUUGUAGAGAAAGAAAUGGACGACAUGUUUAAAGAAGGCAUAUACCCAACGAUUCAGGAGGUCACCAAAGCGCUCGAACCAGAGGGUGGUAUGGUAUUCGGAUCAUUGGAUGAGUGCUUUUUGUUUUUCUGUAGAUAUGCUAGAAAGGUUGGCUUUGCUGCCAAGCGAUCAACGAGCAGAAGAUCGACAUAUGAUCAACAGCUUGACAAGCAGGUGUUUCAGUGCACCAAGGAAGGGCAGAAUAAAACAACUGAGAGACAUGUUAAGGAGAGAAGGAGCAACUGCUUGACCCGGACAAGCUGCCCAGUCCAAAUAACAGCCAAGAGGGAUACAGAUAGGAGGAAAUGGUAUCUGAAGAACGUGCGUCUAGAGCACAACCACGAGCUUCACCCAUCUGAUUGGAUGCUGAAGUUCAUGAGAUGCUAUAAGAAGAUGGCACCUCAGGAGAAAUUCUUUAUACAAGUGCUGCAGAAGGCGAGGUUAGAACCAAGGAAGGUUAUGCAGAUUUUUACUGCCAUGGGGAAACCGAGGCGAGAAAUUAUGUUUGACACGAUUGACAUAAGCAACAUUGCAUGCCGGGACAUGGCUAGAGAGCGCGACACUGAUAUCGCAGACACCAUGAAACUGUUUGCUGAUAUGCAGAGGCGGAGGCCGGGAUUCCACCAUGUGGACGAGACAGAGAACAAUGUAGUGCGCAGCCUGUUCUGGACAGACUCCUUGUGUAAGAUGAAUUAUGAUCUAUAUGGAGAUUUCGUGUCUUUUGACACGACAUUCUCUACGAAUAUAUAUGGCUUGCAAUUUGCACCAAUUAUAGGUGUCGACAACCACGGGUCGACCGUCCUGUUUGGAGUAGGCCUUUUGAAGGAUGAGAAAAUAGGGUCAUUCAAGUGGCUCCUAAGCACGUUUGUCGAGGCAAUGGGAGGUAAAGAGCCGAAAUACAUAAUAACAGACCAGGACCAGGCGAUGAAGACUGCAAUAAAGGAAGCUCUUCCGAGAACGAGGCACAUGUUCUGCUGGUGGCAUAUUAGGAAGAACCUGAAGGAAAAUAACGCAGCAGUGUUUGCGCAGCACCCAGGGAUGUCUGAUGAUAUAUUUCGAAUCGUCAAAAACUCACUAGAUCAAGACGAGUUUGAGCGUGCCUGGAAAGCAGCAAUUUCUCUGCACAAGGCGGAAGGCAACAAACACCUGAACAAGCUAUGGGAACUCCGAAAUUUUUGGUUGCCGGCCUACUUCAAGGACCGUUUCUAUCCUUUCUCGUCAACAACCACUCGCAGUGAGAGCACGAAUUCGAUGUGGAAGAAUUACGUCGACCACAAGGACAUUAUAAAAAGGUUUGUUAAUGCGUAUCACAUGAUUCAGCAAAAUUGCCUCGCCACGCUUGACAAGAAAAGACACCGAACAGAAGAGAAGGUGCCAUCACUAGAGACGGGUUUUCCGAUUGAAAGACAAGCAAGUCAAGUAUACACGAAUGAAAUUUUCAGGAAAUUCCAGCUGGAGCUACGGAACCAGACUUACUUCAAGUGCUCUGACCUGGCAAAGGGGAGGCAGUAUUUUUUAAAAAAGAUUAUUGAGCCUGGAGAAAAAGUGUGGAAACCAUAUCAGGGCGAGGAAUUUGACAGGUCUGAGUUCAGGGUACAUGUGGAUGAGCAAAAAGAAAUAUACAGUUGCAGCUGCAAGAAAAUGAGUAGGGAUGGCAUUUAG